Molecule: messenger RNA, 1263 nt
Organism: Musa acuminata subsp. malaccensis (wild Malaysian banana)
Lineage: Eukaryota; Viridiplantae; Streptophyta; Magnoliopsida; Zingiberales; Musaceae
Product: probable WRKY transcription factor 11
Biological process (GO): regulation of DNA-templated transcription
Molecular function (GO): sequence-specific DNA binding; DNA-binding transcription factor activity
Source: RefSeq, a predicted model, not a curated record
UCUUCGGCUUCAAUGAAUUUAACCCCCCUUCUGCCCGUUCUCCUCUGCUGAGCUUUGGGGGAUUCGUGUUCUUUUCAUGGUGGUGGUUUAGGAUUGGGGGCGAUGGCCGUUGAUCUGUUGGGGUACGCGAAGAUGGACGAGCAGAUGGCGAUCCAGGAGGCGGCGACGGCGGGGCUCCGGUCCAUGGAGCACCUUCUCUCCCAACUCUCCCACCAUCACCAACAGUCGCCGCAGCUCGACUGCCGCGAGAUCACUGAUCUCACCGUCUCCAAGUUCAAGAAGGUCAUCUCUAUCCUCGACCGCACCGGCCACGCCCGAUUCCGUCGCGGCCCGAGCCUCGCCCCGGCAGUGGAGCCAGCGCCGCGGGCCGUCGCCCUCACCCCGGCCAAGCCGCCUCAGCCCCCGAUCCCUCCGCCUCCGCGGAGCAUGACCCUGGACUUCACGAAGCCGAUCGCUGCACCGUCCCUCGUCGAGGCCUCCGGCAGCCAGUUCACGGCGGAGGGCUUCAGCAUCUCGACGUCCAUCACCGGCGACGGCAGCAUCUCCAACGGCAAGAUCGGAUCCGCUUCCCUCCUCCUCCACCCCGCCGCCGUCUCCACCGGCAAGCCGCCUCUCUCCUCCUCCUUCAAGAAAAGGUGCCACGAGCACGCCCACUCCGAGCACCUUACCGAAAAGCAUGCCAUCCCCGGCGGCCGAUGCCACUGCUCCAAGCGUAGGAAAUCGCGGGUGAAGAGAACGAUACGCGUGCCGGCGAUCAGCCCGAAGAUGGCCGAUAUCCCACCCGACGAGUACUCGUGGCGGAAGUACGGGCAGAAGCCCAUCAAGGGCUCCCCUUACCCGAGGGGCUACUACAAGUGCAGCAUCCUCAGGUGGUGCCCGGCGCGGAAGCACGUGGAGCGGGCGCUCGAUGACCCGACGAUGCUGAUCGUGACGUACGAGGGCGAGCACUGCCACGGCCGCGGCACCGCUGCGCCGCCCGAGACCGCCGAUGCUCCCGUUGCGGCCGUCUGAUGCACGAGACCUCUCCGUUUCCUCCUCCUCUUUUAAAUCGACUUGUAAAAAGGCGGAAAAUUCAAAAAUGUUCGAGAAAUUUGACGCGGUCGAAUUCAGAUCUCAAAAUUACUUUUACGCUCAGUGCUACUUUUACGUCCUAUUUGGUGAAAAUUACGCUGCGCAAUGGAGGCAUUCAACUUGGCAGACUCUCUGUGGAUGUGGAAUACAUGGUUAUAAAUUGGGGUGACAAUAUCUAUUAUGUGAAACACA